Molecule: messenger RNA, 1185 nt
Organism: Pseudo-nitzschia multistriata
Lineage: Eukaryota; Bacillariophyta; Bacillariophyceae; Bacillariales; Bacillariaceae
Source: the annotation of a GenBank genome assembly
GUGCAAAACUGUAUUUAACCUCACCCUACAGUCGUACUCUGGGAGACCGUUGGUUCACCCACAUGAGUACAGUCGAAACGAUUGAAUAACGGGACCCAGCGCACAGAUUGUCCUCUUCGGUGCACAAAAACAUCGACGAGGUGUCGUUGUCUCCAAGCCAGUGCAGAAACCACAGACCAGAUCUCUGGUUAACGCGGUUGUUCCCGAGGAGCGAGCAGAGACAACCAACCAGCCAGGACAUUUUCUUCGGGAUAGUUCCUCCCCCAGGACAGCUGCACAGCGUUUGUGUUGUGCCGUGCGAAACAGAAACAGAAGCCGACGCCAAACUCGGCCUUGUCGUGGUUCGCCAUGCCGAUCAAGUUUUCAAAAGAGACGAGCUCGAGGUUGUUCCGAUACGUCAAGUCGGUCGACAUUCGAUUCAACCGUGAGUGACGAAAGAAACAAACCAUUGCGCCGGGUCUAUGGUUUUGGUUCGAUUCAAGGCAAAGCGCUGUUGUAGCGGCGCCGGAUCGCUUCGCCUCGGCCGCCAGUUGUGGUUAUUGUUGCUGCUGUUGAUUUGGUGGUGGCAGAGUUUCCGAACCACCCGCCUUGUGUGCCCGCUGCCUGCUCACCCACUCGACUCACGACGCGCUUCGCCUUGCGUUCCGUUUUCUCCUCGACUUGCUCCCGUCCCUGCCGCAGCCUUUGACAACAGGACCACCUCCGCGAGGGAAUUCUGGAGGCAGAUGCAGGCCACUCGGUACCGCAAAAUGAAUCCCAGGCUCGAGAUCAACACGCACGUGCUGGGAUCGGCGAGCCCCCCGGAGAUCGUUCUGAAGCUCAUCGACGACACGGAGGUAGGUUGGUUGUGCGUUUGUUUGUUCGUUCGCUUGUUUGUUUGCACCAUCUUGUUGUUGGCUCGCUCGAUAGCUUGGUUUGAUGCGCUCACCGAUUGCCCCGCUUCUGGCGUUUUGUGUUGUGCUGAUUUGAUUUGCGCGGCAUGCUAUCCACAGAAGCGAUACGACAGCCGCAACUAUACGGCGAGCGAGAUUUUCUUCGACGUCCACCUGUCUCUCGACAACCUAGACAACGAGUUCGAGCUGAGCGGGAAAUCUCUGGACGACUAAUGUCGAUCGAUCGAUCGGUCGAUCGAUCCGGCCCAAGCGGCAAUUAUUGUAGCGUAGCAUAAGAACGAGCGAACACUUA